Molecule: messenger RNA, 143 nt
Organism: Cetraspora pellucida
Lineage: Eukaryota; Fungi; Glomeromycota; Glomeromycetes; Diversisporales; Gigasporaceae
Source: the annotation of a GenBank genome assembly
AUGCCAAUAGAAAUACGGCAUAUAAUCUUACCAACUAUAAUAGAAGGAAAACAGGUAGAUUACAAGGUAUUCUGUAAUGAAAAUACAGAGAUACCCCCUUUGAAUAUAGGACAUAUCAGGAUAGAAAACCCUGUAGAAAAUGG